Cucurbita maxima (winter squash) is the source of this 3810-nucleotide messenger RNA. RefSeq names its product protein FAM186A-like. The record is from RefSeq and is a predicted model, not a curated record. The coding region runs from base 1 to 3810 and encodes 1269 amino acids. NCBI's taxonomy places the organism in Eukaryota, Viridiplantae, Streptophyta, Magnoliopsida, Cucurbitales, Cucurbitaceae. The transcript has a single exon.
AUGGCCAUCGGCAAAGGUUUCAAGCUCUUUCAUACCCUUUUCCUAGUGAUUUCUUGGCAGUAUUGUGCAAAAGUGGGUGCCACUUUUAGUGAUGUCACUGGUGUCGUAAAUCUCGAUCAUCAAUUUUCAUUUCGUGCCUUUGCAUCACAUGACACACAAGCACAAGAUGGAAGCAUUGCUCUAACCCCGGAGGCUGCAUUAGAUGGAAGCAUUGCUCUAACCCCGGAGGCUGCAUUAGAUGGAAGCAUUGCUCUAACCCCGGAGGCUGCAUUAGAUGGAAGCAUUGCUCUAACCCCGGAGGCUGCAUUAGAUGGAAGCAUUGCUCUAACCCCGGAGGCUGCAUUAGAUGGAAGCAUUGCUCUAACCCCGGAGGCUGCAUUAGAUGGAAGCAUUGCUCUAACCCCGGAGGCUGCAUUAGAUGGAAGCAUUGCUCUAACCCCGGAGGCUGCAUUAGAUGGAAGCAUUGCUCUAACCCCGGAGGCUGCAUUAGAUGGAAGCAUUGCUCUAACCCCGGAGGCUGCAUUAGAUGGAAGCAUUGCUCUAACCCCGGAGGCUGCAUUAGAUGGAAGCAUUGCUCUAACCCCGGAGGCUGCAUUAGAUGGAAGCAUUGCUCUAACCCCGGAGGCUGCAUUAGAUGGAAGCAUUGCUCUAACCCCGGAGGCUGCAUUAGAUGGAAGCAUUGCUUUAACCCCGGAGGCUGCAUUAGAUGGAAGCAUUGCUCUAACCCCGGAGGCUGCAUUAGAUGGAAGCAUUGCUCUAACCCCGGAGGCUGCAUUAGAUGGAAGCAUUGCUCUAACCCCGGAGGCUGCAUCAGAUGGAAGCAUUGCUCUAACCCCGGAGGCUGCAUCGGAUGGAAGCAUUGCUCUAACCCCGGAGGCUGCAUCGGAUGGAAGCAUUGCUCUAACCCCGGAGGCUGCAUCGGAUGGAAGCAUUGCUCUAACCCCGGAGGCUGCAUCGGAUGGAAGCAGCGUUGCUCUAACCCCGCCAGAGGUUGCAUCGGAUGGAAGCAGCGUUGCUCUAACCCCGCCGGAGGCUGCAUCGGAUGGAAGCAGCGUUGCUCUAACCCCGCCGGAGGCUGCAUCGGAUGGAAGCAGCGUUGCUCUAACCCCGCCGGAGGCUACAUCGGAUGGAAGCAGCGUUGCUCUAACCCCGCCGGAGGCUGCAUCGGAUGGAAGCACUCUCACCCAACCUGAGGCAGCAUCUGCAGCAUCUGAUGGAAGCAGCGUUGCUCAAACCCCGCAGGCUUCAUCGGAUGGAAGCAACGUUGCUCAAACCCAGCCGGAGGCUGCAUCGUAUGGAAGCAGCGUUGCACUAACCCCGCCAGUGGCUGCAUCGGAUGGAAGCAGCGUUGCUCUAACCCCGCCGGAGGCUGCAUCGGAUGGAAGCAGCGUUGCUCUAACCCCGCCGGAGGCUGCAUCGGAUAGAAGCAGCGUUGCACUAACCCCGCCGGAGGCUGCAUCGGAUGGAAGCAGCGUUGCACAAACCCCGCCGGAGGCUGCAUCGGAUGGAAGCAGCGUUGCACAAACCCCGCCGGAGGCUGCAUCGGAUGGAAGCAGCGUUGCUCAAACCCCACCGGAGGCUGCAUCGGAUGGAAGCAGCGUUGCUCAAACCCCGCCGGAGGCUGCAUCGGAUGGAAGCAGCGUUGGUCAAACCCCGCCGGAGGCUGCAUCGGAUGGAAGCAGCGUUGCUCAAACCCCGCCGGAGGCUGCAUCGGAUGGAAGCAGCGUUGGUCAAACCCCGCCGGAGGCUGCAUCGGAUGGAAGCAGCGUUGGUCAAACCCCGCCGGAGGCUGCAUCGGAUGGAAGCGGCGUUGGUCAAACCCCGCCGGAGGCUGCAUCGGAUGGAAGCGACGUUGCUCAGACCCUGGAGGCUUCAUUGGAUGGAAGCGGCGUUGCUCAAACCCCGGAGGCUUCAUUGGAUGGAAGCGGCGUUGCUCAGACCCCGGAGGCUUCAUUGGAUGGAAGCGGCGUUGCUCAAACCCUUGCCCAAACCCCAGAGGCUUCAUUGGAUGGAAGCGCGCAAACCCCAGAGGCUUCAUUGGAUGUUAGCAGCGUUGCGCAAACCCCGGAGGCUUCAUUGGAUGUUAGCGGCGUUGCGCAAACCCCGGAGGCUUCAUUGGAUGGAAUUGGCAUUGCUCAGACCCCGGAGGCUUCAUUGGAUGGAAGUGACAUUGCUCAAACCCCGGAGGCUUCAUUGGAUGGAAGUGACAUUGCUCAAACCCCGGAGGCUUCAUUGGAUGGAAGCGACAUUGCUCAAACCCCGGAGGCUUCAUUGGAUGGAAGCGGCAUUGCUCAAACCCCGGAGGCUUCAUUGGAUGGAAGCGGCAUUGCUCAAACCCCGAAGGCUUCAUUGGAUGGAAGCGGCAGUGCUCAAACCCCGGAGGCUUCGUUGGAUGGAAGCGGCAGUGCUCAAACCCCGGAGGCUUCGUUGGAUGGAAGCGGCAGUGCUCAAACCCCGGAGGCUUCGUUGGAUGGAAGCGGCAGUGCUCAAACCCCGGAGGCUUCGUUGGAUGGAAGCGGCAGUGCUCAAACCCCGGAGGCUUCGUUGGAUGGAAGCGGCAGUGCUCAAACCCCGGAGGCUUCGUUGGAUGGAAGCGGCAGUGCUCAAACCCCGGAGGCUUCGUUGGAUGGAAGCGGCAGUGCUCAAACCCCGGAGGCUUCGUUGGAUGGAAGCGGCAGUGCUCAAACCCCGGAGGCUUCGUUGGAUGGAAGCGGCAGUGCUCAAACCCCGGAGGCUUCGUUGGAUGGAAGCGGCAGUGCUCAAACCCCGGAGGCUUCGUUGGAUGGAAGCGGCAUUGCUCAAACCCCGGAGGCUUCAUUGGAUGGAAGCGGCAGUGCUCAAACCCCGGAGGCUUCGUUGGAUGGAAGCGGCAGUGCUCAAACCCCGGAGGCUUCGUUGGAUGGAAGCGGCAUUGCUCAAACCCCGGAGGCUUCGUUGGAUGGAAGCGGCAUUGCUCAAACCCCGGAGGCUUCGUUGGAUGGAAGCGGCAUUGCUCAAACCCCGGAGGCUUCGUUGGAUGGAAGCGGCAUUGCUCAAACCCCGGAGGCUUCGUUGGAUGGAAGCGGCAUUGCUCAAACCCCGGAGGCUUCGUUGGAUGGAAGCGGCAUUGCUCAAACCCCGGAGGCUUCGUUGGAUGGAAGCGGCAUUGCUCAAACCCCGGAGGCUUCGUUGGAUGGAAGCGGCAUUGCUCAAACCCCGGAGGCUUCGUUGGAUGGAAGCGGCAUUGCUCAAACCCCGGAGGCUUCGUUGGAUGGAAGCGGCAUUGCUCAAACCCCGGAGGCUUCGUUGGAUGGAAGCGGCAUUGCUCAAACCCCGGAGGCUUCGUUGGAUGGAAGCGGCAUUGCUCAAACCCCGGAGGCUUCGUUGGAUGGAAGCGGCAUUGCUCAAACCCCGGAGGCUUCGUUGGAUGGAAGCGGCAUUGCUCAAACCCCGGAGGCUUCGUUGGAUGGAAGCGGCAUUGCUCAAACCCCGGAGGCUUCGUUGGAUGGAAGCGGCAUUGCUCAAACCCCGGAGGCUUCGUUGGAUGGAAGCGGCAUUGCUCAAACCCCGGAGGCUUCGUUGGAUGGAAGCAGCAUUGCUCAAACCCCGGAGGCUUCGUUGGAUGGAAGCAGCAUUGCUCAAACCCCGGAGGCUUCGUUGGAUGGAAGCAGCGUUGCUCAAACCCCAACCAUUGCACCAAUUGGAAGCAGCGUUGCUCAAACCCCGGAGCCUGCAUCGGAUGGAAGCAGCGUUGCUCAAACCCCAACCAUUGCACCAAUUGGAAGCGUUGCUCAAACCCCAAACAUUGCCCCAAGUAGCACACAAGCUUGA